ACACUACACCAUGAGUGACAGUAAAUGUGAUAGUCAGUUUUACAGUGUGCAAGUGGCAGACUCAACUUUCACUGUCCUAAAGCGUUACCAGCAAUUGAAACCAAUUGGCUCGGGAGCCCAAGGAAUUGUUUGGCGCCGCCAUUGCAGUGCUUUGCCUUCAUUGGCAGGAUGAGGCCAGUCAGUGUCAUUAUCAUCUCAUGGAUUAACCAGGAAGGGAUGCUGUGUGAGGGGUUGGGCUGGCCAUCUCUUCCUUGGUGUCUCACUUCAACUGUGCGUCCAGCCCAGGACGUCAGAACCGUUUGUCUGACCCUGAACCUUAGUCUCUUGCAUGGUAAGACAGUCAGCUGCAGCGACAUCACUGGCCAGCUCAAGUGCUGCUUUUGAUACAGUUCUUGGGAUAAAUGUUGCAGUCAAGAAACUCAGCCGGCCUUUUCAAAAUCAAACGCAUGCAAAGAGAGCUUAUCGUGAACUCGUGCUCCUGAAAUGUGUCAAUCAUAAAAAUAUAAUUAGUUUGUUAAAUGUGUUUACACCACAAAAAACUCUAGAAGAAUUUCAAGAUGUGUAUUUAGUUAUGGAAUUAAUGGAUGCUAACUUAUGUCAGGUUAUUCAUAUGGAGUUGGACCAUGAGAGAAUGUCCUAUCUUCUUUACCAGAUGCUCUGUGGUAUUAAACACCUUCAUUCAGCCGGUAUCAUUCAUCGAGAUUUGAAACCUAGCAACAUCGUAGUAAAGUCAGACUGCACGCUUAAGAUCCUGGACUUCGGCCUAGCCCGGACAGCCUGCACCAACUUCAUGAUGACCCCCUACGUGGUGACACGGUAUUACCGGGCGCCGGAAGUCAUCCUGGGUAUGGGCUACAAGGAGAACGUUGAUAUCUGGUCAGUGGGUUGCAUCAUGGGCGAGCUGGUGAAAGGUUGUGUGAUAUUCCAAGGCACUGACCAUAUUGAUCAGUGGAAUAAAGUGAUUGAGCAGCUAGGAACACCGUCUGCAGAUUUUAUGAAGAAACUUCAGCCAACGGUGAGGAAUUAUGUAGAAAACAGACCAAAGUAUCCUGGAAUCAAAUUUGAAGAACUCUUUCCAGAUUGGAUAUUCCCAUCAGAAUCGGAACGAGAUAAAAUUAAAACAAGUCAAGCCAGAGAUCUGUUAUCCAAAAUGUUAGUGAUAGACCCUGACAAGCGAAUCUCCGUGGACGAGGCUUUGCGCCACCCGUACAUUACUGUGUGGUAUGACCCCGCUGAAGCCGAAGCGCCACCACCUCAAAUUUAUGAUGCUCAGUUAGAAGAAAGAGAACAUGCGAUUGAAGAAUGGAAAGAGCUAAUUUACAAAGAAGUCAUGGACUGGGAAGAGAGAAGCAAGAACGGUGUUGUCAAAGACCAGCCUUCAGAUGCAGCAGUAAGCAGCAACGCCACUCCUUCUCAGUCAUCAUCUAUCAAUGACAUUUCAUCCAUGUCCACCGAGCAGACGCUGGCCUCAGACACAGACAGCAGCCUCGAUGCCUCCACAGGACCCCUUGAAGGUUGUCGAUGAUGAGUUCGAAAUAGCAAGCUUGUUGUCAGGGAGGAGCUCUCGCUCCCGUGGGCCUGAAAUGCCUGGGAGUUGUAGGAACCAAAUAGAAAAGUCCGUGUUCUGCAUGUGAGAGACAUGAUGCCUUGCCCCUGCUCAGGCCUGAUAGCAGGGCCUGCCCAGAUGAUAGUGAAGCAGGUAUGCCUGAAGAAAGCAGUGCAAGCCACACUUUUAGAGAUUUUGUUCAAGGUCAUUUCAGGUGAGCAAUUAGAAUGAAUGAAUUUGUUUAUUUAAUUGUACGGUAAUUCUAGUGACAAUUUCUCAUCCUCAAUAACUGUUGGGAUUUAUAUGCAUGUGACCACAGUGCUUGCUCUUACUUGCCAUCUAGAACAUUGGAAAUCAAUAUUUAAAUGCCAAAUAGUCUUCCAGGUAGUGCUGUUUCUAGACUUACCUCUUAAUCUUAAGUACUUUGGUGUCUGUGCAGAAAAAAAUAGGUUUAUGUUAUUAAUUGGCCACCAUGAUAUUAUCAUAUAUCACCUUCUUUUAUGAUAUGAUUUAUUCUAUCUUUUGUAUUUCAGAAGAAACAUAAUUAAAUCUAUUUAAUAAAUAAAAAAUAGAACUUUAAAAAAAAUUGUCAUGUUUGGGGCUGAGAAUUAUCUCUGCUAAAACACUUACAUGCAUAUUAGUCUGGUGGCUGCACAUUCAGCCUCACUGCAUGACAAAGUUCCAAGUUGUAUCUUGUGCUGCUUAGACAUGUAUACCUUUAAAAUCUUGUCGAGCCUAACUCUUUUUUUCUUGGUCUUAUGAACUUACUAUUAGUUUAAAAUGCUACCUAGAAAUUCACCAUCUUUAGCCCCAACAGUCCAUUUCAAUAAUGUGAUGGCACCUAACUCCUUGAGUCUCUCACUGCCUUUAGAGUGGGGUUCUCCAAAGGACCGCUACGGGCAUCACAGGCACUUACUGAGCGUUCGCUCCGCCCCAGCAAGAUGGGUCCCUUCUUCACAUUCAAGGUGAACGUGACUUCGAAGGCAGGUUCCCUUUUCCAGCACCGCAGGCCCGCGGGGCUUCUUCCCUGAGAGAAGCUCAUUAGUCUCCCCGCGGUCUGUGUGAGGAGCCAGGCGCUGCCCAAAGCCUGCCAGCAGUUUCCCACCUCGUGGUGGCAUCUGCUCCCCGGGGACAUGGUGCGUGUUCUGGGAAAACUGCAGAGGGGGUGGAGGAGACCCUGAGAGAGGAGUGGUUAACUAUUGAAUAUUUCCUGACUUAACUGCUCACCUGAAAUGGAUACUUUCAGACGUUUGCAUGUGGAAAUUAUUCAGAAUUCACUGAGAUGCUGAGUAUUGCAGUGUCACUGCAGAAAUGGAGCUACCGAUGGUCACGUUUUGGCUGCCUGUGUGCAUAAUGCUUUUCCCCAGAGCUUAUUCUGUACGGAUUCCUGUCUCAUGUUCAAUUAUUUUGGAAGCUGUUGGGUCAACAUUCUGUGAAAUUGUUCUGAGGAGGAACUUUGAUAAGACAGUUAUUAUAAAUAUUACCUACAUUUGAUUUUCUCUGCACCAGUUGUAUUUUAUUGGUUGGUAUUAUUACUGGAAAGUAGAGCCUUUGAUGAGCAAAUUUAAUAUUGAAAUCAGUUUUAUAUUGUGAGAUUUAGACACACGCAAGUACAAGAUGGAAGUACUAACUUGGACUGAAGCAAAAACACCUUUUGUGGGGCUUGGGGUGAUUUUUGCUUUUGGAGGCCUAAUGGUAGAGUGAAGACAGUUAUCACUGUACCUGUAAAAGCAUCUUAAAAUGCCUUCUCUCUAAUCUACAUUCUUUUAAAAGCUUUACUGAAGGCAGUCCGCUUUCCCAGGCAUCCCACAGAUGGACUUCCUGCUCACACAUUGCUUUGUGUUCCCGGAUGGAACCCACAUUGUGCCAGGCCCCCUUCCAUCAGGUGGUGGGGAGUGCAGACUGCAGAGCUUACAGGAAUACCUCACCCCUGGGGGUCCCCUCCGAGGGAGGUGUGCCAGGGCCUGGUGCAAUGCCAGGGUUUCACACUGGUCGCUAUGGGUGAACGCUGAUAAGAACUGAAAAUGUGCUCAACUUUUUGUCGUCUCUAUUUUAUUUUUGUAAUUUAUAUUGUACACAACCCUGGAAGUAACUAUUUUGGACACAUAUUUUUAUAAACCAGGUAAUGUGUUGUUAGCCUGGAAUUUGGACUAGGUUUGUUUUGUUCGUUUUCAGUCAAAACCAAAAUGACUGCCUCCCCUUGUCAGGUCUUGAUUUCAAGUGCAGGUUCCAGAGAGCAGAGUCUGUCCGAGCAGGAGAGCAUUCUAGAAGCACACGCUGCUCAGUGCUGACCAGCUUGGUCUGGAGAUGCUAGUGUGGCUCUGUUCUUACCUUUGGGAGGCAAACUCAGAGCCACAGUGCCAAGGGAGACACCUUCAGCAGGGCCUUGCCGGCCCGGCCGCCAGAGUCCCUCGAGGAAAGGUUGAGUGGGAUGCUGGUUUCAUCCGGAUUUGAUGCUGUAUCAGUCGUGGUAAGGAUUACGAGGUCAUCUGCUUGUUGCUAAUGUAACGCCUCUGAUGUUUCAUACUGGUAAUAAAUACAGGUGUGACCUCUCAGAUUGCAUAUCUCCAAAGUAAUAUUGCCUAAUGUUUUAUAAUAAAAUAUGUGUUUUGAUUGGUGAAAAUAAUACAGAUACGUUUUAAAAGAGGAGUGUAUAGCAUGUUCAAUUUUUGUGUGUUUUUAAGUGACAAUUGACUGUAUAUUUCUACAUCACCAUCUCUGAUUACAGAUUUAAGGUAAACACA
Pipistrellus kuhlii (Kuhl's pipistrelle) is the source of this 4290-nucleotide messenger RNA. It is a transcript of the gene MAPK9, whose product is annotated as mitogen-activated protein kinase 9. Gene Ontology annotation, cellular component: nucleus; cytoplasm. Lineage: Eukaryota; Metazoa; Chordata; Mammalia; Chiroptera; Vespertilionidae. Gene Ontology annotation, molecular function: ATP binding; JUN kinase activity. The coding region runs from base 329 to 1525 and encodes 398 amino acids. The record is from RefSeq and is a predicted model, not a curated record. The transcript has 12 exons. Gene Ontology annotation, biological process: JNK cascade; protein phosphorylation.